This is a messenger RNA of Chrysochloris asiatica (Cape golden mole), 3587 nucleotides long. It is a transcript of the gene WWC2, whose product is annotated as WW and C2 domain containing 2. Lineage: Eukaryota; Metazoa; Chordata; Mammalia; Afrosoricida; Chrysochloridae. The coding region runs from base 1 to 3411 and encodes 1136 amino acids. Gene Ontology annotation, molecular function: molecular adaptor activity; kinase binding. The transcript has 22 exons. The record is from RefSeq and is a predicted model, not a curated record. Gene Ontology annotation, biological process: regulation of DNA-templated transcription; cell migration; regulation of hippo signaling. Gene Ontology annotation, cellular component: cytoplasm.
AUGCCUAGGAGGGCUGGGAGCGGGCAGCUGCCGCUACCCCGGGGCUGGGAGGAGGCCAGGGACUACGACGGCAAGGUCUUCUACAUUGACCACAACACCAGGAGGACCAGCUGGAUCGACCCCCGGGACAGGUUAACGAAGCCCUUGUCGUUUGCUGAUUGUGUUGGGGAUGAGCUGCCAUGGGGAUGGGAAGCAGGGUUUGAUCCUCAGAUUGGUGUCUACUACAUCGAUCACAUCAACAAAACCACACAGAUAGAAGAUCCAAGAAAACAAUGGAGAGGAGAACAGGAGAAAAUGCUCAAGGACUAUCUCUCAGUGGCUCAGGAUGCACUCAGGACACAGAAGGAACUGUACCAUGUGAAGGAACAAAGACUGGCUUUGGCCCUGGAUGAAUAUGUACGAUUAAAUGAUGCUUACAAGGAAAAAUCCAGUUCUCGCACAAGCUUAUUCUCAGGAUCUUCUUCCAGUACUAAAUAUGAUCCCGAUAUUUUAAAAGCAGAGAUCUCCACUACACGGUUAAGGGUUAAAAAGCUGAAGAGAGAACUCUCACAGAUGAAGCAAGAAUUGCUCUAUAAAGAACAAGGCUUUGAAACACUACAACAAAUUGAUAAAAAAAUGUCUGGAGGCCACAGCGGGUAUGAACUUAGUGAAGCCAAAGCCAUCCUGACUGAACUGAAAUCUAUCAGAAAGGCUAUCAGCUCAGGAGAAAAAGAAAAACAAGAUCUGAUGCAGAGUCUUGCUAAGCUGCAGGAGCGGUUUCAUUUGGAUCAGAGCAUUGGCAGAUCUGAGCCAGACUUAAGAUCCAGUCCUGUGAACUCUCAUUUGUCUCUCUCCAGACAGACCCUUGAUGCUGGGUCACAAACGAGCAUUUCCGGAGAUAUUGGAGUGAGAAGUAGAUCAAAUUUAGCUGAAAAGGUCAGGCUAAGCCUACAGUAUGAAGAAGCCAAGAGAAGUAUGGCCAACUUAAAAAUCGAACUGUCGAAAUUAGACAGUGAGGCCUGGCCUGGGGCGCUGGAUAUUGAGAAGGAGAAGCUGAUGCUGAUUCAUGAAAAGGAAGAACUUUUGAAGGAGCUUCAGUUUGUUACUCCCCAGAAACGUACUCAAGAUGAAUUGGAGAGUCUGGAAGCUGAAAGGCAGCGGCUAGAGGAAGAGUUGCUGUCAGUGAGGAGUGUCCCCAGCCAAGCUCUGGCUGAAAGAUUAAAAUUGGAAGAAAGAAGAAAAGAGCUGCUACAGAAACUUGAAGAAACUACUAAGUUAACUACUUAUUUUCAUUCACAACUGAAAAGCCUCUCUGCCAGCACUCUGUCCGUGUCUUCUGGGAGCAGCCUGGGCUCCCUGGCAUCCAGUCGGGGAUCUCUGAACACCUCUAGCAGAGGGUCACUUAACUCCCUCAGCUCCAGUGAGCUCUAUUACAGCCAGGGUGAUCACAUAGACAUGGAUUAUCAGUAUAAACUGGACUUCCUUCUGCAAGAGAAAGGUGGCUACAUUCCUUCCGGACCCAUCACCACCAUCCACGAAAACGAAGUGGUCAAGUCUCCCAGCCAGCCUGGCCAGAGUGACCCCUGUGGUGCGGCAGCCCCAGCCACCGGCCAUACACCCCCACUGACUGAGGUCCCCAAGUCUGUGACAUCCCUCUCCUCCAGAUCGUCCCUUUCCUCCUUAUCUCCUCCUGGCUCGCCCCUGGUUCUCGAAGGCGCAUUUUCCGUGCCGUCUCCUGACACCCCUCUCCAGUUCACUGCUGACUUUGAAGACUGUGAAUUGAGUAGCCAUUUUGCAGACAUUGGCCUUGGUGAAAAUCAGAUCUUGCUGGAUUCUGAUUCAGGAAUAGCAUCAAGGUCGUUUUUAGAGGAGAAGGACCUUAAUGAAUGUUCUAGGGAGCCGUUAUAUGAAGGAACUACAGAUGUGGAAAAAAGUUUACCAAGAAGAAGAGCAAUCCAUUUGCUUGGAGAGAAAACAGCUUGUGUGUCUGCUGCUGUGUCUGAUGAGUCUGUGGCUGGAGACAGUGGGGUCUAUGAAGCUUUCGUGAAACAGCCUAGUGAAGUUGAAGACAUUGCAUACAGUGAAGAGGAGGGUACCAUUGUGGAGACUGCCCAGGUGCAGAUUGGACUCAGAUACGAUGCAAAAAAUUCAAGUUUCAUGGUGAUUAUAGCACAACUCCGAAAUCUUCAGGCCUUCUUGAUACCUCACACACUAAAAGUCUAUUUUAGGGUUGCUGUACUUCCCUCCUCAACUGAUGUCAGCUGUCUGUUCAGAACAAAAGUCCACCCAGCCACAGAAUCCAUUCUAUUCAAUGAUGUGUUCAGAGUGGCUAUUUCCCAAACGGCCUUACAACAGAAGACGCUGAGAGUCGACCUUUGCUCUGUCACUACACACCGAAGGGAAGAAUGCCUGGCUGGAACUCAGAUCAGCUUGGCCGAUUUACCAUUUUCCAAUGAGAUUUUCACUCUGUGGUAUAAUUUACUUCCUUCAAAACAAAUGCCAUGCACGCAGAAUGAAGGUGAAAAUGAAGACUCAGUGUUUCAGCCAAACCAGCCAUCUGUAGAGGCUGUAGACUUGGAUGCAGUGUCAGCCUUACUUGCAAGAACAUCAGCAGAGCUGCUGGCGGUGGAACAAGAAUUAGCACAAGAAGAAGAGGAGGAACCAGGGCUGGAAGAAGAGCCAAGGGUUCCAGAUGGCGAUUGGUUAACAAGGCUAAGAGAAGCCUCUGAUGAAAUUGUGACUGAAGAAGAGUCUGAAGUUACUUUGUCAGAGGAUAGUAGCUAUCCAGAAGAUAUAAAUUCAAGUCCUGGUGUGUCUGAAAUGAAGGAAGACAAGAAUAGGAAUGAAAAUGACUAUGCCAAAGACCUUAGAAGUCAGCAACCUGCUGGAAUACCCACCCUGUUAAAUCGAAGUGACAGUGACAGUUCAACUCUGGCUAAAAAAUCACUCUUUGUGAGAAACUCCACCGAACGGCGCAGUUUGAGAGUUAAACGGACUGUUUGCCAGCCAGUCCUGAGAAGAACAGCACAAGAAUGUCCAGUGCGUACAUCUCUAGACUUAGAACUGGAUCUUCAGGCAUCUCUGACCCGACAGAGUCGCCUCAAUGAUGAACUGCAGGCUCUGAGGGGCCUGCGUCAGAAGCUGGAGGAACUGAAAGCUCAAGGAGAGACUGACCUUCCACGGGGUGUGCUGGAGGAUGAGAGAUUCCAGAAGCUCCUGAAACAAGCUGAGAAGCAGGCUGAACAAUCAAAGGAAGAGCAGAAACAAGAUUUAAAUGCUGAGAAAUUGAUGCGACAAGUCUCCAAGGAUGUGUGUCGGCUUCGGGAGCAGAGCCGGAAGGUACCUCGGCAGGUGCAGUCCUUCAGGGAGAAGAUUGCUUAUUUCACCAGAGCAAAGAUAAGCAUCCCAUCCUUGCCGGCUGAUGACGUAUAAUUACAUCGUUUAAGACAUUAUUUUUUCACCCAGUCACUUUCUUAGGGAAGGUGAAAAAGUGACCAUUUGUCGUGUUUUGUUUGUAAAAACUGACAACUCUUAAAGAGCUUUUACUUCACAUCAGACUUUCAGCACAUUGAUUUGUAAAAUACCUUGAAUGUAAUUCUUAUAUGUUU